AUGGGUCAAACUUUGGUCAUCCUGAACGCCCCUCGGUUGGCCUUUGAGCUCAUGGAGAAACGGUCGGCGAUCUAUUCGUCGCGACCUAGGCAGGUCUUUGCUGGAGAGAUGGUAGGUUGGGAGAAAUCACUCGGGCUAUCUCCCAACAAUCAUCGCUUCCGAACCUACCGCAAGAACAUGUCCCGGAUCAUCGGCUCCAAGGGAUUAGCCUCCCAGUUCAAUGCAUUGCAAGAGGCGGAAGUCGGUCACUUUCUGCUGCAUGUCCUUGCCAAGCCUAGGGACUUGCUUGAGCACAUCAGAAAAGAAGCGGGUACCGUGAUCUUGAAAAUUGCCUACGGCUACAUAGCGGAGUCCCACAAGAAAGAUCCUCUCAUCGAGAUGGCUGGUGAUGUUAUGGACAAGUUCGGCCGGGCUGGCGUUCCAGGUGCUUUCAAGGUCGAUAUAAUGCCGUUCUUGAAGCAACUCCCAGAUUGGUUUCCUGGCACUGGGUUCAAGCAGACUGCCCGCGAAUGGGGUGCUGCUUUGACUGAUGUGACGGAGAAGCCUUACGCCUUUGUCAGGCAUCAAAUGGCUCAAGGACAAAAGAACGGGUCCUUUCUAUUGCAGUUGCUGGAACAAGGAGAUUCGGAUGAGGAAGAAAAGUUUAUUAACAAGUGGUCAGCUAUGUCUUUGUAUACGGCGGGCGCGGAUACGACGGUGUCGUCGAUCUCGUGCUUCUUCCUAGCCAUGACUGUAUUUCCGGAGGUGCAGAAGAAGGCGCAAGAGGAGAUUGAUCGAGUCAUAGGAUCGGACAGGCUUCCUACCUGUGCGGACCGUGAGAAACUGCCUUACAUCGAUGCCACCGUGAAAGAAGUUCUUCGUUGGCAUCCGGUCGCACCAAUGGGCCUUCCCCAUACGAGCACGAAAGACGACGUGUGCGAGGGUUAUUUCAUUCCCAAAGGCUCCAUGUUAUUCGCCAAUGUUUGGCACUUUACCCAUGAUCCCGAAGUCUAUUUCGAUUCUAUGGCUUUCAAUCCUGAAAGGUUCCUCACCUCGAACGGCCAUGCGCCGGAACCCGACCCGCGCGAUUUUGUGUUCGGUUUCGGACGACGAAUCUGCCCCGGAAGAAACCUGGCUGAAAAUGCGUUAUUUCUCAACAUUGCACAAACACUAGCCGUUUUCAACAUCGGCAAGAGUGUCGAGAACGGCAAAGAAGUUGAGCCUGCCAUCAAAUUCGAGCCAGGUGUGGUCAGUCACCCAGCGCCUUUUGAAAACUCGAUCAAGCCGCGCUCCUCUCGCCACGAGCAACUGAUUCGGUCCAUUGAGCAAGUCUAUCCAUGGCAGAAAAGCGAUAGUGAAGUACUAGCGAACAUAAGCUCUUGAGGGCUCCGUGCGGUAUGAAUUUGAUUUCUUCUGUUUGAAAACAAGGUAUCCCAAUGAGUGUCCUGUGAAAAGUAGGUCUGGCCGAUCAGCGCUGAUGCUUUUGACCCUAUAUGAACCUUCUCUUAACAUUUAGUGAAACAUGCGGGAGCGGUAGGAAACGAAAAAGGCAAAUAGCAAAAACAUCUCAGCUGCCCCCGGAAUCGGGCUAGGGCAGCACUAGUUGAACUCUGUAAGAGCAGCUGAGAGGUUUUUUCCCUGUUUUUUUUGGUUUUGCCUAAUCAUGGGGUUGUUGGUGGCGUACGAGAACAACACAGGUAGACCACACCCAAGAUUAGAUGUUUAGGAAAAUAAGUGGGCUUAUAUACCCUUAGUGGUGUCGAGGUU
Mytilinidion resinicola is the source of this 1746-nucleotide messenger RNA. Its product is annotated as putative cytochrome P450 oxidoreductase OrdA-like protein. The record is from RefSeq and is a predicted model, not a curated record. Bases 1 to 1362 code for a protein of 453 amino acids. The transcript is spliced from 6 exons. NCBI's taxonomy places the organism in Eukaryota, Fungi, Ascomycota, Dothideomycetes, Mytilinidiales, Mytilinidiaceae. Gene Ontology annotation, molecular function: oxidoreductase activity, acting on paired donors, with incorporation or reduction of molecular oxygen; monooxygenase activity; heme binding.